GUGCAACGCGCAUGUGUCCAUACCCACGUCUCAGCCACGGUCGUAUUCGGAUGCGGCAGAAAAGUAAACUGGUGAAGUUCAUCUGCUUCCCAGGGUACACACUUGUAGGGAACAAAUAUGCUACUUGUAGAGAUGGAGAAUGGGACGUGCCUAUGCCAGUUUGUAUCAAACCAGGAUGCACUCUUCCUGAUUUAGGAUACAACGUGCUGGCAAUGCAAUCUCAUUCAGAGGCUUGGGUAGUGUUCUUCUGUUUCCCUGGUUACGAACUUAGUGGAUCUUCGACCAUAUUCUGUGAUGGGAAGAAAUGGAAUGAUACGGUUCCUACUUGUGGUGAUGCAAAGACCGUUACGAAACUGAGCUGCGAUUUUGAAGAAUCGAAUAACUGCGGAUGGGUGGACGAUGAGCUACACGACUUCGACUGGAAGAGAUUGAACAAGAAGACACCAAGCUCUUUCCUUAACACUGGACCUUCCUUUGAUCAUACUUAUGGAGAAGGUGGUUCAGGGCACUACAUGUACAUAGAGAGCACAUCAAGAUUGGAAAAUGACACAGCUCGACUGAUAUCACCACUGUACGAGUCGUCGCUUGCGAAAGAUGGCUGCUUCUCUUUCUUCUAUCACAUGUUUGGACAAGGUACUGGAGGUCUCCGCGUUUACCAGAAACCAGAAAGCUUGCCAAUGCUGAAUGUGCUCCACCUUAACAUUGAAGAGAGACAGAAGUACCUCCUGUUUGAGAAAUGGGGCAAUCAAGGUGACUUCUGGUACGAAGCUGUGACCCCGCUUCGUGGGUUUUCUGAGAGCUUUCAGAUAAUAAUCGAAGGCAUCAGGGGCCGCAGUUACACAAGUGAUAUAGCCAUCGACGAUGUGUCCAUCCUGCAAGGCGAAAAUUGCACCGCCGCUAUGAAAUCUGCUACCACACCAGUGAAUGUAUUGACCGACUCCUGCACCGGUCGUUGCGAAAGCGAGCAUACAAAAGUUUUAAUUGGUUGUGGAUGCAAUCCCUCCUGCGAAACAGACAGUAAUUGCUGCCCAGACUAUUAUGAAAUCUGCGUGUUUAGUUCACCAUCAACAGACGACGAUAUGCCAGAAACUCAAAAAUUGGUUCUAUGGACAACCACAACGACAAACAAACCUACAACAACCCCAGAAACCACACCUACCACAACAACCACGCAAGAACCUACCACAACUACAUUAAAAACCACUUCAACCACACCUAAAACGACUACUAAACCCACGUCUACAACAACGAAAAGAUCUACCACAAUAAGAACUACUACUAAAAUACCAACAUUGAUUUUUAAAACUACACCGAAAAUUAUUAACGGAAGUGGUAUCAUCAUAAAAAGUAGCACCAAAAUUGUGAAACCAGUGACAACCACAUCAACCAAAAGAACUACUAAAGUAGUAACAACGGUAAAGCCUCAAGUCACAAUGGUUACUAAGAGAGUGAUGAAGAAAGAAAAUGUAGAGCUGGGUAAAGAUAUGUUGGUGAAUUCAGAAGAACCAAAGAGUCAUUCCAGCAGUCUAAAGUCAACAAUACUAACCAUAGCAGGUCUAGUCUGCCUGGCUGGUAUGGUGUGGUUGGUAGUACUGGCAAGAGGCGCGCGGGGACGGGAAAUACUAUCGCGGUUACGCGGGCAUGCGGUCUCCGACUCGGAAGUUCGUUAUUUAAAUUCUGAUGUUGAUGAUGAUUAA
Messenger RNA from Hyposmocoma kahamanoa, 1697 nucleotides. RefSeq names its product MAM and LDL-receptor class A domain-containing protein 1-like (gene Scr-c). Lineage: Eukaryota; Metazoa; Arthropoda; Insecta; Lepidoptera; Cosmopterigidae. The coding region runs from base 12 to 1697 and encodes 561 amino acids. The transcript is spliced from 9 exons. Gene Ontology annotation, cellular component: membrane. The record is from RefSeq and is a predicted model, not a curated record.